UUACACGUAUUAAAAUAUGCUUGACCUCUAAGCAAAAACUAAUAAAGAAAUCUGGCAAGCUAAAAAAUUGUUGUAUGAAAGUGAUGGAAACACUAAAAAAAGCUUGAUUGUUAAUUUGGUUGCUUUGGUAUAUAAAAUGAUUGAUCUUAAGGGUUUAUUAUGUAUUUUGCUUUUUUACAGUAUUGUGGGGUCGGAUGAUAAAUGGACUUGUGAGAUCGAAUCAGCUAACAAUAGUAAUCUUAAUCAUCUAUACAUUAACAGGAGGCCAUUAUAUUUGUGUUGAAAUGAGAAGAACAAUGAAUUGCAAGACCAUUAGUGGACCAAUAAGAUCGGAAAUCUUCUUGAAGGUUAAGAAAGAUCUACAAGCAAGUGCUAUAGUAAUUCAAAAUUCAUAUACAAGAUUGAAUGUCCCUGGGAAAUAGCAAUUUCAGAAAUUAGAUUAUGCUUCAUCUUAUUAUCAAUAUCUAGUACGCUCAUCGGAAUUUAUGCAUUACGAAAGACCAAUAAAAAGUAUGCAGAAUUAAGUUUCUAAAUAGGGAUUUCAUUUGCAAUUCUUUUAGUAUUUAUAAUAUUAAUAGUUUAGUUAAUAUCUGCAUAUUUCGAUUACGUUUCAAUUAGAACUUCUUAAAUAAAUAACUACAAUCUAUGUAAUUUACAGGAAGAGUUUUAGAUUGAAGAAAAAAUGAAAGUAUUUUUGAUUGAUAACAAUCAUAGGGAUAAAUGGAAUGUUCAUUUUCAUUUUAUAAUUUUACUGUGAUUUUAGAAAUAGCAUGUUCUGUGGCAAUGAUCAUUAACUCUAUAUACAUAAAUCAAUGGAGAUAUAAACAGAUUACAGAACUCAAUGAUUAGUUGUGA
Molecule: messenger RNA, 855 nt
Organism: Paramecium octaurelia
Lineage: Eukaryota; Ciliophora; Oligohymenophorea; Peniculida; Parameciidae
Source: the annotation of a GenBank genome assembly